AUGAGUGACGCAAAUCUGUACUCUGAAACCUUCAAAGUGACAGAGACUGACGCCGCAGAUACAAAGUAUGACCGAGUGCUUCGCCUGACUCUUCUAAAUGAUUCCGGCGACACUGAGAUGAAACUCGACGUAAACAGCGAAUUACUUCAGUGCAAUAUUGGCGAGCGAGUACAAGUCUUACUCAGCUCAACAUUAUCACUGGAUGGCAGUAAAGACGAUGGAAAAGGAUGGAGGGACGUUGGCAGAGGAGAACCUAGCGUUGCCGACGACUACGACUACGUUUGCCAUGGGAAAGUUUAUCGCUUCGAUGAGGGCAAGGGUGACAAAUUGUAUGUCAAAAUAAACGCAAAGGACUUUGUUCCCUAG
Bacidia gigantensis is the source of this 366-nucleotide messenger RNA. RefSeq lists its product as uncharacterized. The transcript has a single exon. Gene Ontology annotation, molecular function: DNA-directed RNA polymerase activity. Gene Ontology annotation, biological process: DNA-templated transcription. The coding region runs from base 1 to 366 and encodes 121 amino acids. The record is from RefSeq and is a predicted model, not a curated record. NCBI's taxonomy places the organism in Eukaryota, Fungi, Ascomycota, Lecanoromycetes, Lecanorales, Ramalinaceae. Gene Ontology annotation, cellular component: RNA polymerase I complex; RNA polymerase II, core complex; RNA polymerase III complex.